GAAAGUUUUGAGUUGGAAUCUGUGUGGCUGUUCAGCGCUUUCUCGUGCAGUUUCCCACCUGCAGCUCCAAAUGUAUAGCAUGUUGGACACCGACAUCAAGAGCCCCGUGCAGCAGAGCAAUGCACCGAUCGGGGGCCCCGCUACUCCGGGGGGCAAAGGCAACGCUUCCACCCUGGAUCAGGAUCGGGUGAAGCGCCCGAUGAACGCGUUUAUGGUUUGGUCCCGGGGCCAGCGAAGAAAGAUGGCCCAGGAGAACCCCAAGAUGCACAACUCGGAGAUCAGCAAAAGAUUGGGCGCUGACUGGAAGCUGCUCAGCGAUUCCGACAAAAGACCCUUCAUCGACGAGGCCAAGAGGCUGAGAGCUGUGCACAUGAAAGACUACCCGGAUUACAAGUACCGACCCCGUAGGAAGACCAAGACUCUCCUGAAGAAGGACAAGUAUUCUCUUCCCGGCAACCUCUUGGCUCCAGGAGUAAGCCCGGUGGCUAGCAGUGUCGGAGUGGGCCAGAGGAUAGACACUUACGCGCACAUGAACGGCUGGACUAAUGGCGCUUAUUCCCUGAUGCAGGACCAGUUGGGCUACAGCCAACACCCGGCCAUGAACAGCCCCCAGAUGCAGCAGAUCCAGCACAGGUAUGACAUGAGCGGCCUCCAGUACAACCCUAUGAUGACCUCUGCCCAAAAUGCCUACAUGAAUGCCGCUGCCUCCACCUACAGCAUGUCCCCUGCCUACAACCAGCAGAGCUCCACGGUCAUGAGCUUGGCUUCCAUGGGCUCAGUGGUGAAAUCCGAACCCAGCUCCCCCCCUCCAGCCAUCACCUCCCACACACAGAGGGCCUGCCUGGGAGACCUGCGAGAUAUGAUCAGCAUGUACCUGCCCCCAGGUGGAGACGCCAGCGACCCUUCACUUCAAAAUAGCAGACUGCACAGUGUACACCAACACUACCAGAGUGCCGCCGGCCCUGGAGUCAAUGGCACGGUACCGCUCACUCACAUAUAACACUUUGUGCCCUUUGCUAAAGACGCUUUACUUGCCUGCUGGCAACUAUCAGACUGCCGCAUAAAACAUUUAAAAAAAAAAAUCCACUUGAGGACAAUGAAUCAAGGGUGUAAUUUUGUACAAACGUUUGCGCAAACUUCCUUUUUAUAGAGCACAAUAUUUUAUGUACUUUUUGUUUGGGGGGGUAGGGAUGAUGUGUUGGGCUUUCAAAAACCCAGGGACUCUAGAUGUCCUUUUUAUCCCAUUGACAAGGACCUGGUAACCUUCACUUGUACAAGUUGUGAUGUUCUUAACCAUAACUCGAUGUUUACACGUUUUAACGACACGCUCAAGAUUUACUUGGGUUUUUAUCCAAAACUGUAGAUUUUAUCGUUUGCAUUUUUUUUAGACUUUACAAAAAAGCUGUGCGGGUCGCAAACAGGACUUUUUGUUUUGUUCUUUUAACUUAUAGUAUGUAUAUAUUUUGUGAAAUCCACUUUUUUCCCCCUUUGGUUCGUAUUUACUGUGAAUUGUUUAACAUAUCAACCCACAAAUGCUUUAGAUUGUUUUACUGGGUUUCUAAAGACUUUGACAUGAAAGUAAACGACAUACUCAAUAAAUUUUUCUAUGAGGAAUGUA
Xenopus laevis (African clawed frog) is the source of this 1618-nucleotide messenger RNA. It is a transcript of the gene sox3.S, whose product is annotated as SRY-box 3 S homeolog. Gene Ontology annotation, biological process: cell differentiation; brain development; negative regulation of transcription by RNA polymerase II. Gene Ontology annotation, cellular component: nucleus; cytoplasm. The record is from RefSeq and is marked provisional. Gene Ontology annotation, molecular function: RNA polymerase II cis-regulatory region sequence-specific DNA binding; DNA-binding transcription activator activity, RNA polymerase II-specific. Lineage: Eukaryota; Metazoa; Chordata; Amphibia; Anura; Pipidae.